GGUGUGCACCGAGCGCGCGGGCAGCGCCCGUCGUGCUUUUAGCGCGUUGCUGCACCUCCACUUCGGCCUCUGUGCGCCUCCGCCGGGGCUGAAGUUCACGCCUGGUUAGUACUGGGCGAGAGCUAUGCUGCCAGGCCCACCUCGGCUUUGAGGCGAGAGGAGCCGCCCCGGCCUCUCUCCGCUUGCUGACUUGCGUCGAGCCCGGGACCACCAUGUCCACGGGGUUCUCCUUCGGAUCCGGAGCUUUGGGCUCCACCACCGUAGCCGCCGGCGGGACCGGCACAGGAAGCGGAUUCUCCUUCGGGUCCGGGACGUCUAGCAAUCCUGUGGGGCUCAAUCUUGGAACUCUUGGAAACACUGCAACUCCAGCAGCCACUUCUGCUCCUUCCAGUGGUUUUGGAACUGGACUCUUUGGAUCUAAGCCUGCCACUGGGUUCACUCUAGGAGGAACAAGUACUGGAACACCAGCCACUACAUCUGCAUCUACAACAGGAUUUAGUUUAGGAUUCAGUAAACCUGCCGCAUCUGCCACACCAUUUGCCCUGCCUGUUACUUCUACCUCAGCUAGUGGUCUCACGCUUUCAUCUGCUCUGACAUCAACGCCAGCAGCAUCCACAGGAUUUACUCUAAACAAUUUGGGAGCAACAACAGCCACAACUACAACCGGAUCCACAGGCCUUUCUUUAGGGGGAGCCUUAGCUGGUCUGGGAGGUUCGCUAUUCCAGACAAAUACAGCAACAUCAGGUCUUGGACAGAAUGCUUUAACCUUGUCUUUGGGAACUACAGCACCCACUUCAAGUGUAGGCAGUGAAGGCCUUGGUGGUAUAGAUUUUAGUACCUCAUCAGAUAAAAAGAGUGAUAAAACAGGAACAAGACCAGAGGAUAGUAAAGCACUGAAAGAUGAAACCCUACCUCCUGUCAUCUGUCAGGAUGUUGAAAAUCUCCAGAAAUUUGUCAAGGAACAAAAACAGGUUCAAGAGGAAAUUAGUAGAAUGUCUUCCAAAGCCAUGCUUAAAGUCCAAGAAGACAUUAAAGCUCUGAAGCAGCUUCUGUCUUUAGCUGCCAGUGGAUUGCAGAGAAACACCCUCAAUAUUGACAAAUUGAAAAUAGAAACGGCUCAGGAGUUAAAGAAUGCUGAAAUAGCUUUAAGAACCCAGAAAACACCACCUGGACUCCAGCAUGAAAAUACAGCUCCUGCUGACUACUUCAGAAUCUUGGUUCAGCAGUUUGAGGUACAGCUUCAGCAGUACAGACAACAAAUUGAAGAACUGGAAAAUCAUCUUGCCUCUCAAGCAAAUAAUUCACAUAUCACCCCCCAAGAUUUAUCAAUGGCUAUGCAGAAAAUUUAUCAAACGUUUGUAGCUUUAGCUGCACAACUUCAGUCUAUUCAUGAAAAUGUAAAGGUGCUCAAAGAACAGUACCUUGGUUACAGGAAAAUGUUCUUGGGAGAUGCUGUAGAUGUGUUUGAAGCUAGGCGAGCAGAAGCCAAGAAGUGGCAGAAUGCACCUAGAGUUACUACUGGACCCACCCCUUUCAGCACCAUGCCAAAUGCAGCAGCCGUUGCCAUGGCUGCCACACUUACACAGCAGCAACAGCCUGCUACAGGGCCACAGCCAUCUCUGGGAGUUAGUUUUGGAACGCCAUUCGGCUCAGGUAUUGGCACUGGCUUGCAAUCAAGUGGCUUAGGUUCUUCAAACCUUGGAGGAUUUGGAGCUAGCUCUGGUUUUGGAUGCAGCACCACAGGGGCCUCUACAUUUGGAUUUGGAACAACAAAUAAACCCUCAGGAAGUCUUAGUGCAGGCUUUGGCAGCUCAAGUACAUCUGGGUUUAACUUCAGCAACCCUGGCAUCACGGCAUCAGCUGGUUUGACAUUUGGGGUGUCCAAUCCUGCCUCUGCAGGUUUUGGAACAGGAGGACAACUCCUUCAGUUGAAGAAACCUCCAGCUGGAAACAAAAGAGGAAAAAGAUAAACAUAUGGGUUGAUGUGUUGAGAGACUGCUUAGCCAGCGCCGCUCCCUCUAUGAUUCUAUUUUUCUAAUGCAGCAAUGGAAUUGCAUCCCAGGAGAUUUAUAAAGCUUUUGUAUUUUUUCCCUACUCUGGAAUUUGAACUUUGUUUGCCAUACUGAGCUUCAUCUUUCUUGUGAAUUUAAAAUCCAAUUUUGGUUUUUUUUUAAUUCUAAAUGUAGGAAAUGUGAUUACAUUAAUGAUUGAUAGUGGUAAAAACAACAAAAAAACAUUAACCUAAAACCUAUGAUUUAACGUAGUGUUGAUGUCAGUGUUUUUGUUGAUAAGGUAAUAUGCACAUUGGUUUCUUACACAGAUGGUAUGAACUGUGGCGCCUAUACUUGUAUUGGUUAGUUCCUUAAAAUGGUAUUUUGAACUAUACUGCAGGGCAUCUUGUGAAUAUGUAUAUAGUUAUAUGCAGAAUAAUACACACUUAUGUGUGCAUAUGAAAUAUAUAUUUACAGACUUACUACUUUUGCCUCAGACUGUUCCCCUUUUCUAGUGAUAUUCAAUUUUUCACCUUUUAAGCCUGAAAUCCUCAGUACUUACAGUGAUCAGCUAGAGAGGUACCCAGUCAUUUCAUUUGUUUGUAACACUUACUAACACUUACUAAGUGGUUAUUGACAUAAAUAAUUAACCAACUCCCAGUCCUUUCUGUUUUUGUUUCCACCUCAACCUUUAGUAGAUACUUCCAGUGAGGGGUACUGCUAAGACUCAUCACCAGAUUUUAACAACCUUUCCCCUUACUUACUCCCCUCCUACUACAAUGAGAUCAUUUUUCCUAUCUGAAAUGGGCUUUCAGGAGCAUAGUUAAACUCCAGACUGCAGUCCUGGGGACAAAGAGGUAUUAAGCCAAAUUGAAUCUAUGCAGGUGAAGGGCAGACGCAUUGUUAAUUCACUGAGAACUUAUUUAGCUGUGCCAGCACAGAGGCCCUUCUUACAGGGCUAACUGACACCAAAUGGAGGCUUCUCAGCCUUAUAUGUCUUAAGUGAGUGUAUAAUUUGGAAUAGAGAAAAAUGGAUUUUAAGAAAAAUAUUCUUUGUGACAACUGUAAACAUACAGUUUUAACAGUGAACAAAGCUCCAGAUGAUGGAGCAGAGGCGUGUCAGGUUGUGCCAAUGUAAUAUAUGUCUAUAUUAGCAGUGAUGUCGAGUGUGUAAACAAGAACCCUUACAAAGAGAAAUGCCUUAGCCACAAUUUCUGAAAACCAGUAGAUAGACCUCUAUUUAUCUUUCAAGUACAGUUUGCAAAUGGGAUAGAAAAAUGGAGUUUCACUGAAAAUAGUUUUAAGUUUUUUAUAUAGAAGGUUUUGUACAUAAUGUGCAUCAGUGAAUAUUUUCAGAAUCAUUUUCACCUACGCACCUUUUUUCUAAAAUAGGUAUGAUGUAUGUAAAUACACAUAUAUUUUUUAGUAUAAUGUUAGUUGGGUUUGAUUAUAAAGUGUCAUCUUUUAUUUAUCAGCAUAUAACAAUGAUUGGCUUUCUUUUGUUGUUUUUGCAUCUUGAUGCAUUAAGAUAAAGUUCUAAACAUGUCUUUAUUAUAGAUUUCUUUAGUACUACAGUCUCCAGUCCAGAUCAUGGGGGAAGAUAAGGGGAAAAAGUGUGCUUUUACAUUUUGAGUUACUGUCAGAGUUACAUACACAGUUACACCAAACUUUCUUGUGGGGGGGGGGAGGACAUUGCAUUGUGCUACAAAUAUCUGAAUAUUUAUAUUUGUUUUUUUCCUUUCUUUACUUUCCAUUUCAUGUGUUGAUCAACUGGAGAUCUGUAACAGGUUAAUUUGUGACAGGAGUCAGAGUGUUUUGUCAUUGUCUUGUCUUUACUUUGUUCAGCGCCUCCUAUGGAAACAAUAAAACUUACUGUGUCAAUUGCUUUGAAUCUUUA
Molecule: messenger RNA, 3888 nt
Organism: Jaculus jaculus (lesser Egyptian jerboa)
Lineage: Eukaryota; Metazoa; Chordata; Mammalia; Rodentia; Dipodidae
Gene: Nup58
Product: nucleoporin 58
Exons: 15
Coding region: 213-1970 (585 amino acids)
Biological process (GO): nucleocytoplasmic transport
Cellular component (GO): nuclear pore
Molecular function (GO): structural constituent of nuclear pore
Source: RefSeq, a predicted model, not a curated record